CCCUCUUUCUCUCUGUGUGUGUAUUAAUUUCGAAGACGGAGAAAAGUAAGCGUCUUUUAUUUUCGGGUUCUCUGCUCUGCUUCUGCAGGAAUCUUAUAAACCCUUUCUCUUGCUCUCUCUCUGUCUCUCUCUGUCUCUCUCUGUCUCUCUCUGUCUCAAUCUUAUCUCUUUCUCACUUCGAAACCCUGCAAGUGUAAAAGUGGAAAUGGCGUUUGAGUUGCCAAACGAUUUCAGGUGCCCAAUCUCCCUGGAGAUUAUGUCUGACCCGGUUAUCAUCCAAUCGGGUCAUACUUUCGACCGAGUCUCUAUCCAACGGUGGAUUGAUUCCGGCAAUCGAACUUGUCCAAUCACCAAGCUCCCCUUGUCGGAAACCCCUUCUCUGAUUCCCAAUCACGCCUUAAGGAGCUUAAUUUCAAACUUUGCCCAUGUGAGCCCAAAGGAAUCACGUCCUCGGACUCAGCAAGAACACUCUCAGUCUCAAUCUCAAUCUUUAAUCUCCACUCUCGUAUCUCGAUCGUCGACUUACGAGUCAAGGCUCGAAUCGCUGACCCGCCUUGUCCGUCUCACGAAGCGAGACUCGUCAAUCCGGAGGAAAAUCACUGAGUCAGGCGCGGUUCGCGCGGCUCUAGACUGUGUUGACUCGGGUAAUCAGGUUUUACAGGAAAAGUCUCUCUCUUUGCUUCUGAAUCUCAGUCUUGAAGAUGAUAACAAAGUGGGUUUAGUCGCUGAUGGAGUGAUUAGACGGAUCGUUGCUGUAUUACGGAUCGGGUCACCCGAUUGCAAAGCGAUUGCUGCUACUCUGCUCACGAGUUUAGCUGUUGUGGAAGUGAACAAAGCCACAAUUGGAUCAUACCCUGAUGCAAUCUGUGCUCUUGUUUCUCUUCUCCGGCAUGGAAAUGACCGGGAAAGAAAGGAAUCUGCAACGGCUCUUUACGCUCUUUGCUCGUUUCCGGAUAAUCGAAAACGGGUUGUGGAUUGUGGGUCGGUGCCAAUUUUGGUUGAAGCAGCUGAUUCAGGGCUAGAGAGAGCAGUGGAAGUGUUGGGGCUUUUGGUUAAGUGUAGAGGAGGAAGAGAAGAAAUGAGCAAAGUAAGUGGCUUUGUUGAGGUUUUGGUUAAUGUUUUGAGGAAUGGGAGUUUGAGAGGGAUUCAGUAUUCUCUGUUUAUCCUCAAUUGCUUGUGUUGUUGUAGCCGAGAUAUCGUUGAUGAUGUGAAGAGAGAAGGAGUCAUAGAGAUAUGCUUUGGUUUGGAGGACAAUGAGAGUGAGAAAAUCAGGAGGAAUGCUACUAACUUAGUCCAUACUUUACUUGGGUAUCCAAUGGAUUCUUGAUUUUGGGAGUGUGAAAAUGGAAGUUUAAAAGAUCAGUUUUUGUCUUCGGUGGCGGUUUUUGUGGAUUAUAGUUGUCUGGUUUUGUUUAUCUGGUAUGGAUAUGGAGGCAAGUUUGGGUUUUUGCUGUGUUGGAGUCUCCUCUUGUAGUUCAUGUACAAAAAGAAAGGAAGAACAAAACAAAAGUCUUAGUUUUCAACAAAGCAAAAUGCAAAUGUGUUUCCGGUUUUUGUUUUCUGUACAUUAAAGAAAUAAAAGGAUCAUACAAAUGAGUCUUUUUCAAGAGAACUGUAAUCGUUGUUUUCAAUGUUUUGAUCAUUCGAGCAUUUCAUUUUCAUAGAAAACUGUAAUCUCUGUCGAG
Molecule: messenger RNA, 1685 nt
Organism: Eutrema salsugineum
Lineage: Eukaryota; Viridiplantae; Streptophyta; Magnoliopsida; Brassicales; Brassicaceae
Product: U-box domain-containing protein 8
Exons: 1
Coding region: 206-1327 (373 amino acids)
Biological process (GO): protein ubiquitination
Cellular component (GO): nucleus; cytoplasm
Molecular function (GO): protein binding; ubiquitin-protein transferase activity
Source: RefSeq, a predicted model, not a curated record